Apodemus sylvaticus (European woodmouse) is the source of this 933-nucleotide messenger RNA. RefSeq names its product olfactory receptor 145-like. NCBI's taxonomy places the organism in Eukaryota, Metazoa, Chordata, Mammalia, Rodentia, Muridae. Gene Ontology annotation, cellular component: membrane. Bases 1 to 933 code for a protein of 310 amino acids. Gene Ontology annotation, biological process: sensory perception of smell; G protein-coupled receptor signaling pathway. The transcript has a single exon. The record is from RefSeq and is a predicted model, not a curated record. Gene Ontology annotation, molecular function: G protein-coupled receptor activity; odorant binding; olfactory receptor activity.
AUGACUAUCAAGAAUUCCUCUGUGACAGAGUUCAUCCUCGCAGGCCUGACAGACCAGCCAGGACUCCGCAUGCCCCUCUUCUUCCUGUUUCUAGGUUUCUACAUGGUGACUGUGGUGGGGAAUCUGGGCUUGAUCUCCCUGAUCGGGCUGAACUCUCACCUGCACACCCCCAUGUACUUCUUUCUCUUCAAUCUUUCUGUAAUAGAUUUUUGCUAUUCCUCCACUAUCAUCCCCAAAAUGUUGAUGAGUUUUAUCUCAAAGAAGAACAUCAUCUCACACUCAGGGUGCAUGACACAGCUGUUUUUCUUCUGUUUCUUUGUUUUCUCUGAGUCCUUUAUUCUGUCAGCCAUGGCAUAUGACCGCUAUGUUGCCAUCUGUAACCCCCUGAUGUACACGGUCACCAUGUCUCCUCAGAUCUAUUUACUUCUUUUACUGGGAGUCUAUGUGAUGGGCUUCUCUGGCGGUAUAGCCCAUACAGGGAACCUAAUGAAUCUGACCUUCUGUGCAGACAACCUUGUCAAUCACUUCAUGUGUGACAUUCUUCCCCUUCUCGAGCUCUCCUGCAGCAACACCUUCACAAAUGAGCUUGUGGUUUUCAUUGUUGUGGCCUUUGGUAUCGGUGUACCCAUUGCCACCAUCUUCAUCUCUUACGCCCUCAUCCUCUCUAGCAUUCUUCGCAUGCAUUCCACGGAGGGCAGGUCCAAGGCCUUCAGCACCUGCAGCUCCCACUUGAUUGUGGUUUGUCUUUUCUUUGGUUCUGGGGCUUUCAUGUACCUCAAGCCGCCUUCCAUUUUGCCCCUUGAUCAAGGAAAAGUGUCUUCCUUGUUCUAUACGAUUGUGGUGCCCAUGUUGAAUCCUCUGAUCUAUAGCUUGAGAAAUAAGGAUGUCAAAGUUGCUCUGAGGAAAACCUUGAGUAAGAGAACAUUUUCUUAA